AAAUGACAGACUCUGCACGCUGGAAAGCCACCGUCUACGUCGGCGGCCUCUCGCCCCUCGUCACCCAAACCCACGUCCUCGACGCCUUCAUCCCCUUUGGCGACAUCGUCGAGGUGCAGCUCCCCAGGUCGGACGCCCCCAACAACUCCCAGGACCCCCACAAGGGCUUCGCGUACGUCGAGUACGAGGACAGCGCGGACGCCAAGGAGGCCAUUGACAACAUGGACCAGUCCGAGUUCUUUGGCAGGGUGAUCAAGGUGUCGCAGGCGAGGGCGCCCAAGAGUGCGGAUGAGGGGCUGGGAAGCAAAAAGGCGAUUUGGGAGCAGGAGAGCUGGCUUGCUGAGCAUGCGGCGGAGGAUGACGUCGCGAAUCAGGCAAAGCUGGAGGAACCAGCGUCAGAUCCUAUGCAAGGUCUCGAGGGGCUGGAUGUUGCGGGGCCCAAGCCGGAGUAGAGCUCGGGAAAGAGGGAAGCUGUAGAUGUGGACAGGAUAUGGGUUUUCUUUUCUUUCUGCAUAGCGACGGUGUUUGGAGGGGGACCAUGUCAUGGCAUACUAGAUUCUAACCGAGGUUUUGGAACAACAUGCAAGCUGUGUUUCUCAUCGACACUCCGCCCUAAUGCUUCUCAACAUAUACAUUACUGAAUUUCCCCCAUCCUUGUCCCACCCAAGACGUUGCUCCUCGUCGCAAAGAGAGAAAAAUAAAACUCGGACAGCUUAGUGCUCUCCGUGCUCGGUGUGGCUCUGGGCGGCGCGGGCAGCGGCACCCUGUCGGGACAGUCGCAGGUUCUUGUCGACGAAGAACUUGCGCGAGCAUGAGUAGGCAGCGGCGCCCAGAGCGAAGCCGACGA
This is a messenger RNA of Trichoderma citrinoviride, 847 nucleotides long. RefSeq lists its product as hypothetical. The transcript is spliced from 5 exons. The record is from RefSeq and is a predicted model, not a curated record. Lineage: Eukaryota; Fungi; Ascomycota; Sordariomycetes; Hypocreales; Hypocreaceae. Gene Ontology annotation, molecular function: RNA binding. The annotation marks the transcript as partial.